Aethina tumida (small hive beetle) is the source of this 856-nucleotide messenger RNA. RefSeq names its product short coiled-coil protein homolog. The transcript is spliced from 2 exons. Gene Ontology annotation, cellular component: trans-Golgi network. Lineage: Eukaryota; Metazoa; Arthropoda; Insecta; Coleoptera; Nitidulidae. The record is from RefSeq and is a predicted model, not a curated record. The coding region runs from base 134 to 556 and encodes 140 amino acids.
UUAGUCAUCUGUCAGAGUCUGUCUGUCUGUCAAUAUUUGACGUUUAUUGUCAAAAAGUUUUGAUGAAAGUUUACAGCCGAGUUUUGUACACAGUUCAUUGUUUUAACCGUAUUUCCUGCCAAAACUCUACACCAUGUCAGUUACUAAAUUACAGGACGAUAUAAACAACAUUCCAUUGGCAGAUGAUGACCCCCAAGUAAUAAUCAACGAUGAACCAGAACAAAACUCAAUGUCUGAAGGCAACUCUUCCAGUAUGAUCCACGGAAGAAGCAUGGACUCGAUUCAGUCGACAUUCACAAACGGCAGUUCGAGCCCCCAACACAACAGUCUGGAGCCGGACUCAAGCCCCGACGAACAGGAAGAGAAGGCACGCUUAAUAUGUCAAGUACUGGAACUCCAAAAUACUCUAGACGAUUUGUCACAAAGGGUCGACAGUGUUAAGGAAGAGAAUCUGAAGCUAAGAUCUGAGAACCAGGUGCUCGGUCAGUAUAUAGAGAAUCUCAUGUCCGCUUCUAGUGUGUUCCAGUCAACUUCGCCAAAGAUUAAGAAGAAAUAAAUUCUAGGUUUUCGAUAAAAAUUAUUCCAAAGAUUUGCAUAUUUUAUUAAUAUUUAAAAUGUGUUGUUGAGACCAAAACAGCACAGUGCUUAAUUUAAUGGAUGCACUCUACACUAUGUUAAUUGUUCUUUUAUGCCUGUGAUUUAUUUUAUAUUAAGUGACUGUUCUAUUGAAUUUUCAUUUUGACGAUUAACAUAAGCCAUAGAAUUAUGAUAUAUUAAUGUUAAAUGGUUGCAAUUUAUACAAUUAUAUUAUUAUAAAUAUGCUUUGCCAUAAAUAAAAAUGCUAAGUAUUUAAAAA